Molecule: messenger RNA, 2178 nt
Organism: Hyaloscypha bicolor E
Lineage: Eukaryota; Fungi; Ascomycota; Leotiomycetes; Helotiales; Hyaloscyphaceae
Product: Adaptor protein complex beta subunit
Exons: 4
Coding region: 1-2178 (725 amino acids)
Biological process (GO): vesicle-mediated transport; intracellular protein transport
Cellular component (GO): membrane coat
Molecular function (GO): clathrin binding
Source: RefSeq, a predicted model, not a curated record
AUGCCUUCUGCCAUGUUUCUUCCACAUUACAUUCCGCCUCCGGGCUAUAGCUCAGCGUACUCACCAUACUUUCGUUCUGCACAGGGCAAGGUCGCGGAACUUCGACUCGAGUUGCAUAGUGGUGGGAAGAAGGACAAGAACCAUGCGGCCAAGAAGAUCGCCCUCAAGAAGAUUGUGGCCAAUAUGACCAUGAGUAAUAAUGAUAUGGUGGCUCUUUUCCCCGAUAUUGUUGGAUGCAUGGAAAUACCGAGCUUGGAGAUCAAGAAGAUGUGCUUCCUGUUUCUAGUGAACUAUGCUCGCAUGAAGCCAGAGGUGGCUCUUAAGGCGCUGCCUAUUCUCCAAGGAGACAUGAAUGACGCGAAUCCCUUGGUGAGAGCUCUGGCGUUACGAACAAUGUCAUAUAUCCACGUCCGUGAAUUUGUAGAAGCGACUGUCCCUCCUACCAAACAACUUCUCCGAGACGCAGAUCCAUAUGUCCGAAAGACGGCUGCAUUCUGCGUUGCUAAAUUAUAUGACCACGACAGACAUCUGGUGGAAAGUUCAGAUUUAAUUGAUAGACUGAACUCGAUGUUGAGGGAUGACAAUCCAACAGUUGUGGCGAGUGCCCUUGCAAGUCUGAUGGAUAUUUGGGAGCGAAGUGACGCUAUCAAACUCACAAUCGACUAUGGGAACGCUUCAAAAAUGGUCCAGAUUCUACCAGACUGCUCAGAAUGGGGUCAAACUUACAUUCUGGAAGCCUUGAUGUCAUAUGUUCCUCAAGAAACCUCUGAGGCUUUGCUUCUUGCUGAGCGGAUAUCUCCUCGACUAUCACAUUCAAAUUCGGCUGUGGUACUUACCUGUAUACGAGUCAUCCUCUACUUGAUGAACUAUAUUGCAGAUCAGAAGCAGAUUUCGAUAUUAUGUCGGAAAUUGUCUCCCCCACUGGUGACACUGCUUGCUAAAGGGCCAGAAGUGCAGUAUUUGGCAUUACGAAACGCCUUGCUGAUACUGCAAAGAAGACCUGAGGUUCUUCGAAAUGAUAUCCGGGUCUUUUUCUGCAAAUACAACGACCCAAUCUAUGUCAAAGUGACAAAGCUAGAGUUAAUAUUCAUGCUUGCCACGGAGAAGAACAUCGAGGAGGUCCUGACAGAGUUACGAGAAUACGCGACGGAGAUCGAUGUACAUUUCGUGCGGAAGUCAGUCAGGGCGAUAGGCAAGUUGGCCAUCAAGAUCGAGCCAGCUGCAAGAAGAUGUAUCAAUACGCUUCUGGAGCUCGUGGCCACCAAAGUCACAUACAUUGUGCAAGAGGCAACGGUUGUUAUCCGAAACAUCUUCCGAAAAUACCCAAACCAAUAUGAAUCCAUCAUCUCGACACUUUGCGAGAAUCUUGAUUCUUUGGAUGAACCUGAGGCAAAGGCGGCAAUGAUUUGGGUCAUUGGACAAUAUGCGUCUCGCAUUGAAAAUUCCGAUGUUCUUCUGGAGGAUUUCCUCUAUUCAUUCGCAGAUGAGCCAGUCGAGGUCCAGUUAGCUCUUCUUACCGCCACCGUUAAAUUGUUCAUCCAACGGCCGACAAAAGGACAAGAGCUCGUCCCCAAGGUUCUCAAAUGGGCGACUGAGGAUACAGACAACCCAGAUCUACGAGACAGAGGCUAUAUGUACUGGCGGUUGCUAUCAUCGGACAUGGCGACUGCGAAGGCAAUUGUGAUGGGAGAGAAGCCUCCGAUUACAGCCGAAUCCGAGAAGCUGGACCCUGACACACUGGAGGAAAUGUGCCUCAAUGUUGGAACGCUUGCAACGGUGUAUCUCAAGCCUGUCCAACAGGUCUUCAGAUCAGCGAGGCCUCGCAAGCUGACGGAUAGCCCUGCUUUGCAGAAGCACACCCUACCCACAGCCAACGGUCUCGACGGCCAGAAAUCUCUGUCAGCGUUUGGUAUGGGUAAUCAACCAGCGAUCAGGCCGCCACAGAUGAAUGGCAACGGCAACCUUGCAGCAGCAGUGGAUGCUGCAGACGAGUUCUUUGCAGGUGUUGGAAGUCAACAAAUGGCCGCUAUGCAUAUCAACGGGCAAGAGGAUGGUUUUGGUGGUAGCCCAACCGUAGGAAGAGGCGAGAUGCAGUAUGUGGUGAACCAACAUGCACCCGAUCAGGUAUACCAACCUGCCAUGGGUGGGGGUUCGAACGGAGAUCUUCUUAUGCUUUGA